Molecule: messenger RNA, 239 nt
Organism: Bipolaris maydis ATCC 48331
Lineage: Eukaryota; Fungi; Ascomycota; Dothideomycetes; Pleosporales; Pleosporaceae
Source: RefSeq, a predicted model, not a curated record
AGAGCACGAUCACCAGUACUCGCUCCCAGAGCCCAUGUCUUCUCAACGUCUGGAUCACAGAACUACCUACCAAUUACCUUCGAUCGCACAGAUCAGGUGGCUCCUCCAGGGGCCAAAACUCGACUUACAGCAAGCUUUUGGGAGGACGAAGGCUCCCUUUGUUUUCAAGUUGAAGCUAGAGGGGUUUGCGUGGCUCGCCGUGAAGACAACCACAUGAUCAACGGUACCAAACUGUUGAG